CUAGACUCAGUCGGUAGGACGCUCGGAAGCGGAACAGAGUGGUAUAAAAGUUUACCAUCGGCGCGCACUCCUGCCCGACGUCCCUGCGCCGCCAUAUUGGUACGUCCCGUUUUUAACUGGAUGAAGUGGAGUCUGAUAGCGCGAGCUUCCUUCUGUUGUGGACGUUCGCGAGGCAAUGACGAAAUUUGGCAACCGGAGGAGGACGAAGAGUCGAGUGGUCGACGAAUCGCGCCGAUUUCGAGUGUGAGACGACCUUCCACCCCCCUGGACUUCGACUGGACCGUCCGAAAGCGGAUCGCAUCGGGCACAGCUGAUCGUACCGCGCUGGAAUCGACACGCGUGCUGCCACCAGCGGUUUGCUAGAUUCUAAAACUUAAAAGUUGUCUGAGUUCACCCGUUUCUUUCGUGCGAAAGACUGUGUAAUGGAGAAGUGGGCAGUCCAAGGGCUUUUUUACGGAUGCCGACGACCGUGAAGAGAAGCAAUUCGCAGCUUUACCACGCUCAAAAAUCUCCCAUGAAGUCGUCCCGAGAUUGGAUCGUGUUGCUGCAGACUCUCUUCGUUUGUUUAGUGGUAUGUCCUGCCGUGUGCAUACAAUGUAUCUCGACCAAGGCCAACGGCAUCAAGAUCAAGGAGACAGGUUUCGACAGGAGUAUCGUCGUCAACUACACGGACGAAGGCAAUAUCACAGAAUGCAACUCUGAUUCCGAUUAUUGCUUCACUCUGCUGUUGGAGACCGCCAACAAGACUUACGUCGUUCAGUCACAGGGAUGUUGGAAGCACAAAGGAAGCGACGCCUGCAAAUUACAACAAUGCAUCGCGGACAAAUCGCCUAAAGCUAAGAACGACAGCAAAUUCUGUUGCUGCUCGGCCAAUCUGUGCAACAAAGACUAUACUGUGAAGGAUGGAGAACCAGAAUCUUCGGAGAAUAAACUGUCUCGUCUGGGAUAUAAUUCGGUAGAACAUGCGACAAAUAACACGAAAGCUUCGACCAUAGUCUUAGUCUGCACUUUUUCGCUGACCAUCAUUGGAGUUGCCGUUUUCGUUUUCUUCAGAGUCUACUGCUUUAACAGGAAGACGAAUUCGGACUCGAUUCAGCGCAUCAUUUCGCCACCCUCCUUCUGCCAGACAUUCGACAUAGAUAAAUUAACUAUCGAAAAGAUGAUCGGAAAAGGAAAGUACGGAUCCGUUCACUUGGGUAAAAUGGAUGAUAACAAAGAAGUGGCGGUCAAGAUAUUCAGUCACGAAAAUGAACAGUACUUCAGGAACGAGAACGAAAUCUAUUCUCUACCUUUUAUGGAUCACCCUUGUCUGGUCAAAUUCAUUGGAGCCAAAGAGAGGAUAGACGAAAUCGGCAAGACAGAGUACCUGUUAGUUCUUUCCUAUUCGCCUUCCGGUUGUUUACAAGAUUACCUCAGAAAUCACACCAUUAAUUGGGCCGGACUGUGUAAAAUAAGCAAAAAUUUAACGUCCGGUCUAGCGUAUCUACACACGGCAGUAUUUAAAGAUAAUAAGAUCAAACCGUGCGUAGCUCAUAGAGACUUGACGUCGAGAAAUGUUUUGAUACGUAACGACGGAGGGUGCAUGAUUUGCGACUUCGGCUUCGCUAUCUGUCUUCAGCAGGGGAAGUAUUACAGGAACGGAGAAAUGAGGGUGGCCGAAACCACUCCCCUUGCCGACGUGGGAACCUUGCGCUACAUGGCGCCAGAAGUGCUGGAAGGAGCGGUUAACCUGAGGGAUUGUGAAACUUCGUUGAAACAAGCCGACGUGUACGCUUUGGGUCUCAUUCUGUGGGAAAUUGCUUCGAGAUGUUCGGAUCUCUUCCAAGGAAUAGAAGUUCCCGCUUACAGACUGCCCUUCGAUAGGGAACUGAACGGUUUGAAACCCAGCAUGGAGCAAAUGCAAGUGCUGGUGGCUCGAAAUAAGGCUCGACCUCUGUUUCCUGAUAUCUGGAAGGAUACCAACCCGGCCGUCAAAGAAUUGAAGGAAACCAUCGAAGAUUGUUGGGAUCACGAUGCCGAUGCCAGGUUAACCACGGAAGGGGCGGUGGAACGCCUGAUAGAAGUGUCCAAGCAGUGGGAGAGCCACAAAGCCAAUUCCAGCGGCGUAAGUCCUAUAGUGAACGUCACCAAGACGUCGCCGCCUUCUUCGUCCAGCGUCGUCAUCAACGUGCCAGAUAACGAGACACCCGGAGAAACGCUUCGACACGACUCGGAAUCGGAUCCGAAGAUUGGCGUGGAUGUCGGAGAAAAUUGCGAAAACACGUUGGAGACGGUCGUGGCUUCGUUGCCUUCGGAGCUUAAUUUUACCUCGUCGAUGCCAAAUACCAAGAAUGGUGCGACCAAGAAUUCCAACUCUUCCAUCGUCUCCAAACUGAGUGUUCCGCUACAGCCCCAUCAAGGCUAUAACCCCAGUAUGGAGAGAAACUUAAUGAAAGAUGUGGAGAAAAACGCGAACAGUGACAUGUUUCUCGAGAGAGGCUACAAGGACGAUUUGGCCUUCGAACAGUAUUCCAAACAGAACGUCUCUCUCCAAAUUCGUGCCAGCGGAAACGGUGCGACGUCGAACGAUGCGUCGGAGCGAAUCGAGAGGAUAUGCCACCCCAUUCCAUAUGUACAAAACGUUCAUCUCAAGACCACCAUUCCUAAUCAAAACACGUUAGAGACUAAGAGUUUCAAUGGUCUAUUUAACUGUAGAAAUCCUCGACAGGAAAGAAAACGCAAAUGCAUUCACGCGACGAGAUCCAGUCUGAAAGGAUUCUUCGAACGGAGGAGGACCUCCAAAGAGCACAAGAUCCUAGAAGAAGAGAGGCAGCCACUCAAAGCUUCGACCGGCAACGAACUCUGCAUCAGGAAGAGUAACGAAGAGACGACGAGCAACGAUACCAAUUUCCACCUCCGUUCGGAAAGGGAGGAAUCUGCUUUAGAUAGGUUAUACGUGGCGGGUCGCCCGAGAUUCGAUGAAGACUCGCGUGCGCAAAAUGGAAAAAUACCAUUGACGAAUGGUAACGAUCCUCGUUUGACCAGGGAUGGAGAAAUCCCACCCAGAACGGGACGCGAAGAAUAUCUCUCCUUCUCUGUUUAUAAUCACGUUCUGGCCAACGACGUCAAAUAAGUAGGGUUGCCCGCGCACCAAGCUACGCGAUUCUCUUCGUCCCGACGAAACUCGUUCCGGUGGAUUCCGGGCGUCGAAUUCCGAGUUUUUUUUUCGAAUUUCUCCAAAAUUUUCCGUGCCAGUCGUCUCCAUGUAAAUUCGUCGUUGUGGUUGUAACGAACAAACUUCACGGAGAAAUUGCACGAGCAAUUAUUUUCUUCGGACCCGAGCGAAAGUCGCACAUCGAACUCGAAUUCGUUUGGAAAAUUUGCAAAACGCUAACUAAGCUUGUUUCGUCUUUGAGUCAAUUCCGCCAACUCGACAAUAAGAAAGAUUUCGAGAAAAACCGCACAAAAUAUUUCUCAUUGGGCAGGCCCAAAUAUAUUUAGAUUCUCAGAUCAUCGUUCGCUACGGUUUCUUUUUUGUCACGUGCCACACACAUACAUAUACCAGGAUCAUUCUGACUUUUGCUCAAAACUUCAUUCGGUAAAUAUUCGCAUGCUUCAUAUAAAUUUUGUUUCAGAAUUUUUUUUUCACUGGAAUUCAUUAACGAAGUCGAGACCAUUCCUACAACCAAAUCAGGUAAUUAUAAAGAAAAACACGAUUUUAUCGAUAUUCGUUGUACGUCGUGUCAAUAUUUUGUGUGUCGAAUCUCUAUCACCUUAUUGUAGUCGCCCACUUCUCGUCGUCACUCAUACAUCACUGCCAGUCUUGGUGCUAUUUCGAUGCUAAAAUGUCUGUUUUCGAAAUGGAAAUCCUCGCAGCCGAGAUUCUAAAAAAAAUCGGCCGUUUAGACGCCGAAAAAACGAUCCAAAAAAAAA
Centruroides sculpturatus (bark scorpion) is the source of this 3912-nucleotide messenger RNA. RefSeq names its product bone morphogenetic protein receptor type-2-like. The coding region runs from base 458 to 3112 and encodes 884 amino acids. The transcript has 10 exons. Gene Ontology annotation, molecular function: transforming growth factor beta receptor activity; ATP binding. Gene Ontology annotation, cellular component: plasma membrane; signaling receptor complex. Gene Ontology annotation, biological process: BMP signaling pathway; cellular response to growth factor stimulus; protein phosphorylation. NCBI's taxonomy places the organism in Eukaryota, Metazoa, Arthropoda, Arachnida, Scorpiones, Buthidae. The record is from RefSeq and is a predicted model, not a curated record.